UAUUUUCCUAAAUAAGAGAUUUCUAUGAGAUGGCAAAAUAAAUACAUGAUAUUUCGUAGUAAACACUAGUAAUGUUAAUCAUAUCAAUCAACGCGAUUGAUAUCUCAACACGUAAACAUUAAUAAUGUUAAUCAUGCUAAAAAGGAGUGGAAAGGAAUUAAUUCCGUCAAAGAUAUAAAAAGAAACAAGGUCAUUUUGAAUACAUAUACCGUUCUCUCAAUUUUAACAUCUUCACCACACCACAUCAAAAAUGGUCUUGCGAGUGUCAUAUGUUUUGGUGGUUCUAACCAUUCUUUCCAUGGAUCAUAGAAUCUCUCAAGCCACAUCCCGUGUUGCGUUUCAGGAGCCAUCCAUUGCUCAUCACUUCCAACAAUGGAUGAUCAAGUUCUCUCGAGUUUAUAGCAAUGAACCCGAGAAACAGAUGAGGCUGGAAGUGUUCAAGAAAAACUUUGAAUUCAUUGAGAAUUUUAAUAGUAAGGCGAACCAAAGCUACAAACUUGGUGUCAACGAGUUCACGGAUCGGACUAAGGAGGAGUUCCUAGCCACCCACACCGGUCUCACUAGAGGCAUUAAUGUAACUUCAUCAUCCGAAGCGGUUGAUGAAACUAUGUCAUCUUGGAAUUGGAACGUCAGUAAUAUCGUCGGCCAGAGCAAAGACUGGAGAAUGGAAGGUGCUGUAACACCUGUCAAACUGCAAGGACAAUGUUCUAGUUGCUGGGCUUUCUCGGCGAUUGCAGCAGUGGAAGGUCUGACAAAGAUUGCCGGAGGAAACCUCAUAUCACUGUCCGAACAGCAACUUAUAGAUUGUGACGGAGCGCCUAACGAAGGUUGCAGGGGAGGAACAAUGGAAGAAGCUUUCACCUACAUAGCACAAAACGGAGGCAUUUCUUCAGAAGACGCAUACCCUUACCAAGAGAGAGAUGGGACUUGCCAGUCCCAGGCCGAACCCGCCAUGCAGAUCAGAGGUUUCCAAUAUGUUCCACGCAACAACGAGCGUGCAUUGCUCGAGGCUGUAUCGAUGCAGCCCGUCUCGGUAAGCAUUGCCGGGUUGGCUGAAAGUUUCAGCCAUUACUCAAGCGGAGUGUACAGUGAUCCGGCCUGUGGGAUCGCCACGACUCAUGCAGUGACGUUGGUUGGGUACGGGACGAGCCCGGAAGGGAUUAAGUACUGGCUGGCUAAGAACUCUUGGGGUGAGACUUGGGGAGAGAAUGGUUACAUUAGACUCCGUAGAGAUGUGGAGUGGCCUCAAGGCAUGUGUGGUCUAGCUCAGUAUGGUUGUUAUCCGGUUGCUUGACUAGCUUAUCCGGUGAUAUGAUAAACUGAAAUGAUCAAACAUUAUGUCGUUUGGUCUAUUUUAUGAUUUCUUUAAAAAACUAUAUCGCAACUUACGCUUGACCAUAAGCAUUAUAAUGUUCAUUCUGUUGCUCCAUAUAAUAAAUGCAACAUUUAGUUUUCA
Messenger RNA from Brassica napus (rape), 1456 nucleotides. RefSeq names its product ervatamin-B-like. The record is from RefSeq and is a predicted model, not a curated record. The transcript is spliced from 2 exons. Gene Ontology annotation, cellular component: lysosome. Lineage: Eukaryota; Viridiplantae; Streptophyta; Magnoliopsida; Brassicales; Brassicaceae. Bases 251 to 1294 code for a protein of 347 amino acids. Gene Ontology annotation, molecular function: cysteine-type endopeptidase activity.